This is a messenger RNA of Pangasianodon hypophthalmus (striped catfish), 3309 nucleotides long. It is a transcript of the gene ccdc61, whose product is annotated as coiled-coil domain containing 61. NCBI's taxonomy places the organism in Eukaryota, Metazoa, Chordata, Actinopteri, Siluriformes, Pangasiidae. Bases 465 to 1994 code for a protein of 509 amino acids. Gene Ontology annotation, cellular component: centrosome. The transcript has 14 exons. The record is from RefSeq and is a predicted model, not a curated record.
GUGAUUUUGGGGGCGGGAUUUUUAAAUUCCCGGUUGCUGUGCCGCUGUUUUCAAUUGUUUUAACUGACACCACAGAUGACGGUUUGCUAGCUUAAAAAUGGCUUAUCUAGAGUUAAAUAUAGCCUGUUUGUUUUGAUUUUUAAUGGUAUUUUAUUUCGUUUUUAAUCGUUUUCGGUUUGUAAGUUAAAACUGUUAAAUGUAGGAUUUAAAUCACACUGCUCAGCUCUUGGAAACACUACAUCUCUAUCUACGGCCAUCAUGUAUGAUAAAGUUAGGAACAGCAAUGGGAUAGCAAAGGAUUUUCAGUACAAUCACAUCCGUGCACUGAGAAACAGAGGUGGAUUUAGCGUGGGUCCAGGGGAGGGUGUGUAAAACUUUGGGGGAGCCACAGCGGGACACAAAAGGGACGAGAUCCACUGGAGCAAGGAACUUGAUCAGGUUACUGAAAGUUCCCUAAGUUCAUCAUGGAAGUCGGCACGGUCGUACAAGAAGAAAUGAAAUUUCGUGGAGUUGAAUUUGCCGUUAAAGUGGAACUGCAAGAUCGCUUACUAACAGUCGAGAUUUCAGAUAUGAUGACAGCAGACCAGUGGAGUGGAGAAUUCGAUCCAGCCUACAUUGAAGAUCUCACUCGCAAAACUGGAAACUUUAAACAGUUCCCUAUAUUCUGUAGCAUGCUCGAGUCUGCAGUCAGUAAGUCUAGUGAGUCGGUAACGCUCGAUCUGCUGACCUACUCGGACCUGGAGCUUUUGCGGAACAGGAAGGCGGGUGUUGUGGGGAGGCCUCGUGCCCAGCAGCAGUCCCCUGCUCUCAGCGCUAAACGCUACCUCAUCCUCAUCUACACUGUGGAGUUCGAUAGGAUCCACUACCCUUUGCCACUGCCGUAUGUUGGUAAGCCUGAUCCUGCGACCCUCCAGAGAGAGAUCAGGGCUCUAAGGGCAGAACUAAAUGCCCUGAGGAUGCGAGGAGACCAUGCAGUGUCGGACCAAGAGACCCGCCGACUACGUGCAGAGUUGGCUGUGGUAAGGGAGGAGAAGGACGCGCUGGCCGAUGCUCUGGAGCGUCUGCGGGCAGUUGGGACUGGUUCCACUUCAGGGACUCGGGGGCUCAGGGAAGCAGUGCGCAGUCUAGAGGAGCAGCUUUUAAGAGAGAGAGCAAAAAGCCAACGCUCAGCAAGCAAGAGGAGUCAAGAACAGCGCCAUCUACUGGAGCAGUUGGAGGAGCUGAGGGCCUCGGAGCGAGCUCUACGAAUACGUGUGAAGAGUCUGACCACUGAGUUAGCCGUGUUGCGCCGGGGUCGGAUUACACCAGUUCUGGCAGGCCGGAGCGGGUCCAGGGGUGAGGGGGAUUUUCCACGUUCGGCCUCAAGGGAGCGCGUUUUACCCCGAGCGGGGAUGAGGGCUCGCUCAGGGUCAAGAGAGAGAGCAGAGGAUCGGAGCAGGAGGUCAGAAGAGAGAGGGAGAAGGUCAGGUUCUUCAGGAGCACGCAACCACUUCUCAAGACCUUCACCGUCUCCAACAGGGUCUCGUGGUCCACGAUUUGACCCAACAGCUUAUAUUCAAGAGCGACAACGACGCCAAAAAGAAACAGAACUCAAGAACCAAAGGAAGGUCAGAAGGGACAUGUUGGCAUCUCCAGCUCUGAAUGAACGGGGUCGCUCUCGGUCCAGAGAGCACGUUCCUCAGUUGAUCAGACGGGGGAGUGCCGGCCGGGGCAGGAGCACAUCUGUGGAGAGCAGGAGGAGUCGUCACUCUUCUGAAAGCUCAAUGGCUGAGUUUGAGGAUCUUGCUAAGCCUCUGAAUAGCAGAGGACGAAAACUGGCAUAUAAUGGUCCAGCUACGAUAAGAGGAAGACACUUGAACAAAAAGCCAAUGUGCAGCACUCCAACACAAAGAGUGAGAGAGAGUUCUGUGGAUGCAGGAGCAGACCUGUCUGAGAUCGACGCUCGGCUCCAGGCCCUGCAGGAGUACAUGAGAGACCUGGACACAGGACGCUAGCGAUAGUCGGUGGAUUUUAUCCCUUAGGGUUUUAUUGCACAAUCUGGUGGUGACAUUCAUCCGGAUGGACAAUCAUUUCUUUUAUCUCAUUGUUCAAAUACAGAUGCUGAAUUUUACCAGUCCUACAAGAUGAUAUGUGCAAUUAUGGAUAAAUCAUCUUUAAACUCUGAAAACAUGAGAUUUUUUUCCCCCAGUUGACUAUAGCGUGACUUGAAGGACUCAUAGGGUCCAUGUGACUGGUUGUACAUGCGUGUGUGUGUCAGUUAGGAUAUUUGUAUGUAGUGUAACUCUGUUUUAACCAAUUUGUACACGUUUUAUGACAUUUUUAUACAAAAAUUUUAAUGUCUUCCUUUGCCUACAUCUUUAACCCAUUUGCUCAAAUAAUGUUCCCUUAUGGUGGUGACACAUGAUGGGAUUUUUGUUUGAUUAAUUGAGAUCCACUCAUUUACAUAUAAAACCUUUCCAUGUUUGCCUUCAAACAUUAGAGCACAUAUACAAAGUUGUCAGAAAAGUUUACACGAUGUCUUCCUUUACCCAAGGUACAGUGGAAAUAAUCCACUGUAUGACUGAUCAGCUAAAGCAUGCUUAGUGUAGUUUGCUUUGACAGUUUUGGAACUACAAGGUAAAUAUUGCUAACAAGUAAUGGAGGCUUAGAGCCUCCUGUUUAGCAUUCCAAUCACCCUCUCCUUAAAAGACAUUGUUUGGGUCAGUUACAUCAUUUGUACAUAUAAUUUCAUAAAAUCACACAAAAAAACAUAUUGGAUUAAUAUGCAACUCCAACUUGAACUACAUUAUCACCUGAAUCACUUCUAGCACACAGGUUAACCUUUAGUAGGCCACGCCUCCUACCUGAGUCUGAUGCUGUUGUGUAGAGUGCUGAAAUAGAAAGUGAUUCUGUUUCAAGAUUGACCAUUUUCAUCUCUGUGACAUCCCUUUGUCCGUGUUUAUAGAUAUCAGUGUGUCAUCCAGUGUCAGAAAGCACUGAACCACGCUGACCAACUCCAUGUGUGAUGAUUUCAACAAGCAGUAGUUUCAAUACACAAUGCUAAACUGGUAGCUAUGCACUUCCAUUAUUUGUUAACAACAUUAACCUUGAAGCUCCAUUACAAAACUAUAGAAGCAAAAGUCUUAGACGAGUAAAACACUACACUACAUGGUGACCUGUAUGCUCCACUUAAUUGUUAGUGAACUAUAGACCACAUCAUGUAAUAUGCCCUAAUUUAUUUAUUAUUCCACCAAAAUGUUUUGAACUUCAUAUUUCAUAAAUCUGUUAUUUAGAGGCUCUCAGGUGUCAUGAAUAAAAUGAUUAGAAUGA